This is a messenger RNA of Dinoponera quadriceps, 543 nucleotides long. RefSeq names its product mediator of RNA polymerase II transcription subunit 15-like. The transcript is spliced from 3 exons. Bases 1 to 543 code for a protein of 180 amino acids. The record is from RefSeq and is a predicted model, not a curated record. NCBI's taxonomy places the organism in Eukaryota, Metazoa, Arthropoda, Insecta, Hymenoptera, Formicidae.
AUGAGAUUCCUCUUCUUAAUACUCGUCGUAGCGCCCGUGCUGGGGGCGGAAUAUCACAGUCACAUCCGUACACGGAGGCAACACGGAAGCGUGCGAACUCUCAAUCAGGCACCCGCGGCGAUCCAGCAGAUAUUAGCGUCUCAGGCGGCGCGCGAUCCGAUUGUCCAUCUUCCGCCGGUACCGGUGCCAAAUCUGUCGCCCUCCAAGCCUAUCGAACCACAGUACAUAAGCCAAGCUCAGGUGAAUUCGUAUCAGCCGAAAGUACAGAUCGGCCAAGCGCCUGCCCAGCCAACUUACAAGCAGAUCCCCGUGAGACCGGCCUCGUACACACCGCCGGCCGCUGCCAAGCAGCCGCAGCAACAGUACACUCCUCAGUACCGCGGAAAUUAUCCCCAGCCGCAAGCACGGCAGCUGCAGCCGUUGCCGCAACAACAAAACGUCGAGCCGAAUUACCAGUACUCGAAAAAUCUGCCGCCGCAGCUCCAACAGCUCGUGCAGCUUCAGCAGAGCCUGGGUAACGCGGUUCCGCAGCAUCAAGGAUAA